Molecule: messenger RNA, 1630 nt
Organism: Polypterus senegalus (gray bichir)
Lineage: Eukaryota; Metazoa; Chordata; Cladistia; Polypteriformes; Polypteridae
Gene: rhoh
Product: ras homolog family member H
Exons: 3
Coding region: 489-1061 (190 amino acids)
Biological process (GO): small GTPase-mediated signal transduction
Molecular function (GO): GTP binding; GTPase activity
Source: RefSeq, a predicted model, not a curated record
UAUUGGUAAAAGGUAUGUAUCUGUCUAAAUCCCAGAAACAAUUCUAUUUCUGUUAUCAUCACUAUUCUUGAAAUAGAAGUUUAACUAACAUUGUACAUUUGUAAUGUACUGAUUUUUAUUUAUUUUUUCUUCUUCCUAAUUUUGGUCCAGGUUUAAUUUUUUUUCCUAUAGUACUGCACUAUUUAAUAAGGGGAAUCACCACCAGCCUUCAAGCCAAAUAGGUGUGGCCUUCAGUUCUGACUCAUUCUGCAGUACUGCUUCUACUUAUUAGUGCAGUCAAAUAAACCAUAAGAUUUCAACUCCAUUUCCUUGCUAAGGGUGAAGAACACAGAAAUUAUGAAAAAAGCGAAACGUCAACUGUUACUUAAUAUUGCUGUUACCCAAAGGUACUAAUGCUUUACAGAAAAGCAGAUCUAGCUUGACCCUCUUAUUUUGCAUUAAACCGAGGGUGUACUUGCUGUUAUCAACUGUAUUUUUGGACCAAAAAAAUGAACUCUGUAAAAUGUGUUUUGGUUGGUGACACAGCUGUUGGGAAGACCGCUCUGCUUGUUCGAUUCACCACUGAGACUUUUCCAGAUAUUUACAGGCCUACAGUAUAUGAAAACACAGGAGUGGAAGUUUUUAUGGACGGAAUACAGAUUAGUUUGGGUCUCUGGGAUACAGCUGGAAAUGAUGCCUUUAAGGGAAUCCGUCCAUUAUCAUACCAGCAAGCAGAUGUUGUACUUAUGUGUUACUCAGUAGCAAAUCACAUGUCCUUUUUAAACAUUCGUAAUAAGUGGAUCAAUGAAAUAAGGAGCUACUUGCCUAAAGUUCCUAUCCUGGUGGUAGCUGCUCAGACUGACCAGCGUGAAAUGGGACCAAACCAUUCAGCAUGCAUUACUGCCGCCGAUGGAAAAAGACUAGCCCAUGAGAUCAAAGCUAAAGGGUAUGUGGAGUGCUCAGCCCUCAGUAACCGAGGGGUACAGCAGGUCUUUGAAUAUGCUGUACGAACAGCAGUUAACCAAGCCAGGAGACAUUCAAGAAGGAACAUUUUUAAUGUGAAUCAGUGUAAGAUAUUUUAAGUUCACAAAUGUGCACCAGAUAUUGCAUUUCAUUUUAUGCUAAAAUGGAGAACAGCUGCCAACAAAGCAAGGUUUUCUUGAACAUUCUGGAAGAACCCCCUCUAUUAGUGCAAGGAAAACCGUAAUGUUUUGGGCAAAUUCACCAAAUUAAAGACCGCAACAGUGAUAGUAGUAAAGUUAAAUCAGAAUCUCUGACUUCUUCAGAUGUUUAUAUUGGACUAUGAGUUAUUACUUUUUUGUGAAAGGGUAUUUCUAUAUAUUACAUUUAUAGUUUUUAUAAGAGAAAACGUGGUCUACAUAUGUUUCAUUCUGUUUACUUUCCAUAAGAAUGGAAGCUUGGGAAUUAUAGUACUAACGGUAUUUACUUAAAAGCUGGACAGGAACAGAUGUUAUUAUACAUAAUGGCACUAAUGUUACAUUUGUAAUAUCUUGAAAUCUUUUUUUGCUAUUGAAAUGAUAUGCAUUAUAUUUACAAAGUAUUUUUUCUGUUUAAUGGCCUGGUAAAAUUCCUAACUGUAUAAUGUAUGUUUUAUUUUCAUUCUUCACAAAUAAAUUGCAGUAUUUCCUUA